Pomacea canaliculata is the source of this 6392-nucleotide messenger RNA. RefSeq names its product mitochondrial import receptor subunit TOM70-like. Gene Ontology annotation, molecular function: protein binding. The record is from RefSeq and is a predicted model, not a curated record. The transcript is spliced from 12 exons. Bases 18 to 1835 code for a protein of 605 amino acids. Lineage: Eukaryota; Metazoa; Mollusca; Gastropoda; Architaenioglossa; Ampullariidae.
CGUGAGCAAUUAACAACAUGGCGACCCACUGGUCACUGAAGGAGGUUACAGAGGGUUGGAGCAAAUGGCAAAUAGCCCUUUGCGUUGGAGCACCAAUUGCUCUGGGAGUGGCCGGCAUCUUUUUGUACAGGAGAAGUAAAUCUAAAAAGACUGCAGAUAAUAGGGGGUCUGGUGAUAGCAAGCUGCCAGGAAACAAGACAGAGGUCGCAGAACCGAAGUCGCCCAAAGAGCUUGCGCAGACAGCCAAAAAUAAGGGUAACAAGUAUUUCAAAGGAGGCAUGUAUGACCAAGCGAUUGAAUGUUACACAGAAGCCAUUCGCAUUUGUCCGACGGAAUUCAAAGAGGAUAUCUCAACCUUCUAUCAAAACAGGGCAGCAGCAUAUGAAAAUUUGAAAAACUAUCAGCGAGUAGUUAGUGACUGUACCAUGGCUCUUGAGCUCAAACCACAGUACAUUAAAGCUCUUGGACGGCGAGCCAAAGCUUAUGAACAUAUGGAACAGUUCCGUGAUGCCUUAGAAGAUAUUACUACAGUGUGCAUUUUAGAAGGUUUUCAAAACCAGGCUAGUCUUCAGAUUGCUGACCGAGUCUUGAAAGAGCAGGGGAAAUCACGAGCUAGACUGGCUUACCAGAAGAAGAAGCCAAGCCUACCAUCUAGAUUCUAUGUCAGAAAUUAUCUUGCUGGAUUUGCCAGAGAUCCCAUUUUAAAAAUAGAAGACGUUGGCAAGGUGGGGCGUUCUAACAGAUUGACUGCAGAUGCCCAUCCUGAGGUUGAUCCUAAGGAGAAAAAAGAUGAUGGAGCAGAUGUCAAGGAGCAGACUACUGUGAUUGGAGAGGAAAAUUCUGAUGAGAAUGGAGAUGCUGUUUUGCUAGAGAAGCCAAGUGCUUUUGAACGAGCAAAAGAUUUAGUUGAGGCUAACCAGUAUGAUGAGGUCAUUUCUCUUUCCACCGAAGAAAUUGAGACACCAGGAUCUAAGUUGGUGGCUGAGUCGUUAUUGUUACGUGCAACAUUUCACAUUCUGAUGGGUCAAGGUGACGCAGGGUUGAGGGAUUUGGAUGCUCUCCUGCGUAUAGAUAACAUUAAACCAGAGGUGAAGGCCAAUGCUCUUUUAAAAAAAGGCAGUUUGCUAAUGCAGAAGGACAGACAGACAGAGGCUUUGCAAUGCUUUGCUACUGCUGAACGAACAGACCCAAACAAUUCAGAUGUUUAUCAUCACAGAGGGCAGCAACAUCUUUUAAUGGAGAAGCUGGAUGAAGCAAUUAAUGAUUUCAAUAAAAGCAUUUCCCUGUCCCCUGACUUCCCAACAUCCUAUGUACAAAAAGCAUUUGCAGAACACCGACGUGCUCUACAGCAGAAUCCAUCAUUGAUAGAGUCAGCACAAAAAUUGUUUGAGGCAGCAGUGAAAAAGUUUCCACAUUGCUCAGAUGCAUACAUGCUGUAUGGUCAGUCUUUGUGUGACGUAGGCAAAUUUGAAGAGGCUGAUCAACAGUUUAUCAAAGCUCUGGAGCUGGAACCUGACAAUGCCAACACCGUCGUGCAUCGUGGACUGCUUUUGCUACAAUGGAAGUCAAGCAUCCAGGAGGCACUGAAGCUGAUAAAUGAAGCAUUGGAGAUGGACCCUCUGUGUGAAUAUGCCUACGAAAUCCUGGGAACUAUCAGCGUACAACAGGGAGAUAUGGAAAAGGCUGUGGAGAUGUUUGAGAAGGCUAUUCAGUUGUCGAAAUCGGAAAGUGAGAUGGCACACCUGUACUCCUUGCUGGAUGCUGCACAGGUGCAGAUGAAAGUGGCGCAGAAGCUUGGCAUUUCUAUACCACUAGGUGGUGCUGGAAAUGCAUAGAUGCCGACGACUAUCAGUCUCUUGAGUGUAUGAGUCGUCAUCAGUUGAGAAUGGGGAACAUGUGUAAGAGGUGUGGCUGGUCUUUUAAUAAGUGAGAUGGAUGAAUGGUUAUGAUAGGCUUAUGUACUGUGCUUAAACCAAUUGGCUAACCUUCACUUAUAGGUUAGAACUAGCAUAGCUGAUGACACUUUCUUACACUAUUUGUGGAAAAUAUGACCAUGUGGACUUCAGAGGGUGCCCCAGCUAUGUUGCUGAGGUGUGUUUAAAUUGGUCUAAGAAGUAUAUAUUCACAACAUGUGAUUUAGUGAGAAGACUAAGCAGAAUUUUUACUAACAUUUCAUGUUUCUAUUUCUCUCUCAAAAGGUGUAGCAUUGAUUACAGCUUAGGUCCAGAAGAUGACUCCUUGUUUCAAAUAUCACUUCAUUCUUUAGUGUCAGAAAUGGUAGAUUUAAUGAGCCUUUCAAUUCUUUAGUUUGAGUUUCAUGAAUAUACAAAAACAGAAUAUGUAAAUCUUGAUAUGAUUUUAUUUUUGGAAGCUACUAAGCUGACAAACAGAAUUGAUACAGUUUUGUACUUGACAGAAAAUUUUUGCCUUUUUCUUUACACAUUUUAUUUAGUCCUAAACAGCUGUAAAUGAUUAUUUCAUACAGAUGUCUGAAAAUGUUAGGUUACAAUUGAUUGCAAAUCUAAAAGGGUACAAAUGCAGCAAUUGUGAAACAAGGUUAAGGCGUAGAUCAUAAAAAGUCUUGGCUAAAAAUUGCUGUGUUGAAAAGCUAUGUGCUCUUGGAUGCAAUUAUUUCACUUAGUUAUUUUUUUAAGGCUACAUCUCUGCUUUGACCAGUACUGUUUUGAGAAGAAAUAAUAAAUCGCACUAUAAGAAUAUAAGAACCAGAUUUCUAUUGUGGUGAUUUUGGGUGAUAUCAAUGGUGCACAAUUUGUAAGUGCAGUAAACAUCUGAUUGAAGACGUAAAAAUUAACAUGCUGCCAAAAAAAAAAAAAAUUCCGCCACGUCAAGUAACAAGUUUUCUACUCGUGUAGAGACCAUAUCCUUUAAGCUCCACACCAUUACUUGCUAGAAAAAAAUGUGGUGGGAUCAUGAACUGUUCAUCAUUGUCAAAUAUUCACUUUUGCUGGUUUCACCUGUGCUUUGGGAAUCUUCUUCAGAGGAAGACAUGCAGCUUUGUACAUCGGAAAAGCGUUUGCUGCAGUAGCUUUGUACUCUUUUCUAUUUGUCCGUCGCCACCAAAAAAGAAACUCCCGAGACACUACAGUAUUAAAUUGCUGUGAAUGACUCGUAUUCCCAUAUUGUACUCAUGGUUUUAGGCUUGUAACCUUUAGCUAACGAAGUGGUGUUUAUCAGAUUCACUUUUUGUUUUAACAAGAAGUACUUCUUUUGUGUGAGAAACCUGUGUUCUUUCUUUCAGGCUUUAAGAGCCUGAAUGAAAAUGUGAAUGUGAACAGUCUGCAGUUAUUGACCAUUGUAAGCUUGAAGUUCUCAGGUUCAUGGAUUGGUCAUGUUUGAAAAAUGCCAAGAUUUUCAGGUUGUUUACCUGUGUUAGUAAGAAUUUGACAAGAGCUUAAAAACAUUUCAGGAGUUUGACUUUUAUUGUGUAUUGAUUCAUCUAUAGCCAGUUCCCUUACUCCUGCUUAGGCAUUUGGUCAAGUUCAAAAUCAAAGGGAGACAAGCAUUAUCAAAACGGCCUGUUGGAAUGUAGCUCAGGCAAACUCUAGUUAAUAUGUGAUAUUUAUGAAAUCAUACAUUUUUUGUUUUUGAGAUGCUAGGUGGCAAAAUGUUGAAGGAGUGCAUUGUGCAAAAUAGUUUGUGUAUUUUACAUUGUUUUGUGCAGAAGAAUUGAGUUAACCUGAGUUCCAUAGCAGGGCUGACUGUUGAGCUUGGGGGUGCUGAGGGGUACCUGAUGAGUGUCAGCAUCUGGUGUAUCUUGUGAAUUCAGUCUAUGACUGAACAGUUAAUAGCCUGCUGAGGUUUUGUUUCUUCUUGGUUAUGGCAUGUCAGAAGGCUUCCUGGUCUUAUAAGGUGCACAAAUUUUUUUUUCUUAAAUCACUUUACUGAGCUUAGUAUUAGGUAACGUUUCCCCAAAUGUGGUUGAAUUACUCUCUUACAUUCCUGAAAUACAUGUCUGCAAAUAUCACCAUGAACAGAGUUGGUCAUGACAUCCUGAUUGUCCACUAAUAUGACUAAUUAAACUUUAGUUCUAGCUCUCACAUUGUCUGAAGUCUUAGCAAGUCUAUCCUGAUGUCUGUGUUUCUGUUGAGCUCUUUCUAUGCCUUAUGUUCUGUAGGCCUGCAUCUUAACAAUUGAAACGGUGUAUGCAAGACUUGGGGGAAAAACUAUCUUGGCUGAGCUGUGUCCAGUCAUUAAAAAAAAAGAAAAGAAAAAAGUUUUUGCUUUGUAGUAGACAUUUAAAAAGCUGUACCUGAUUAGUGUGGGUGUGGCCUUAGAGGCUGGAUUCAUUGGAAAUAUGCAGUAGUUGUAAAGAAAACACUGAAUUCUUUUACAACAAAUGCAUUUAGCUGUAUCUUGAAUGUAUGUUUAUUAAAUUUUUGAAAGAAAAUAUUCUUUUAGGAUAUGUAUGCAUGAAUGCUAUUAGCUGAGCAGAUUCAUGUUAUCCACUGGCACAUUGCAUGUACAUUUAUUAGAAUUCCUGUUUGAAAAUAUUUGAGACAGAAUAAAAUAUAUGUGCUUUGUGUUUGUAUGUGUGGCACUGGGGGCUGGUUUGAUUCAUCCUGAUGAAAGCCUUAAAGUGAAAAUCCAAUCAGACUCAUUCUUUCCACACUGCCAACAGUAAAGCAUCUUUAAAUGUCUUCUGUUUUAUUUCUUCUCUAUGAUCCGUAGAAUUUUCACUGCGUUUUAUCAGUUCUUAUAUCUGUUUUUAUUUGUUUCCUUGAGUACCAGAAAAAAAAGUAUUUUGAUCAGUUUUGCUUUUUGUAGAUAAACUAUAUUUUGCAUUCCCACGAGCAGUAAUUGUUAGGCAAAGUGUGUUGCAUUUGCUCAGUAAGUUUAGUUUUAAGGUCAUCUGACAUUCUUGCUUAGUGUCAUGCCUUUAUUGAUGCAAAACUGGCAGAAGAUAAAGUAAGACUGCUUUCUAUCCAACUUUUUAAAGUGUGCUGUGCUUUUUAUUAUUUUAUGUAAAAUUACGACUAAGUUUGCAUUUCAGCAGUUUUUAUAAUCAUUUGUUUUUAGCCUCAUGUAUGACUAAAAAUGAAUAACUAAGAAUAAUGUAUUUUUUUCCUAGUGAUAAGAAGAGAGGUGGUUCUUCUAAAAAUGCAGUUGUCCCCCCCUUCCCUUUUUUGUCGAUCAUAGCAUGGGCCACACGUUGUGUACUGUCCUUUGUAUGAUGCUAGUUAGCUAGAAAGUACGCAGUCUCCAUUGUCUAAUGUUUUCUGCACAUGAUACUGGAAAAAAAUUCAUUUGAUUAUUCUUUCUUGCACGAACAUCUCAAGAGCUGUUGAUCCUUUAUCAGUGAGAUUUCCUUUCAGAUAAUUGAUUUCUUACUGUGACUUGUAUUAAGGUUAUUUUUAAUAAUGAACAGCUGAUGAAGGGAUGCACUGCUAAGUCUUGAGAGUAUAUUUACAGGUCUUGUGCUUGCUUUAAGUUGCUUGGAAUGCUAAGGCAUGCAAAAGUUUGACAAAGAUACUACUGAUACAAUGUAUGCAAGUACUUUACAUCUGCAGGUUGUGUUUUAAGACAUACUAUUAUUCAUUUUUGUCUGUUAUGACUAUGAUUAAAAUUGGCUUGUUGGAAAGUUUCUGAUAACGUCACAUUAUUAAACCAAUCAGUAAAGUAGCUUGACUUUUUUUAAGAUAAAUAAUUGAAGGGACAAAUAUUUUAAUCUAAACAGACAGAAAGUUACCAGCAAACUGAAAGCGAAAUGGAAUAUGUGCAUCAGUUUUCAAAUGUGUAAUGUUUUGUAUAGCUUGGUUAUUUGUUUUCAUUUCGAGAUUGAAUACUGCUGUACAAACUGCGUGAUCUGUAUAUAUUGUAAACAAUCCAUUACAAAAAACAUAACUAUUUUGUUUGUAAACAGAGUGAUAUAAAUUCAAGAUGUAGAGCAUUUUUGUGGUGAUCAGAAAAGAUUUGAAAGUUUCUUUAACUUGAAUGCGUGCACUUAUAUACUUGGUUGGUUUGCGCUUGUAGCAUUUUUGUUCUUCGGCUUCUCAGACCAUAGAUGCUUUUGCCUUUUUAGUCAAACAUGGACUGCCUCAGGUUAUUACCCAUCGUCUCAACAAAUCCCGGAAGUGAGUUAAAAUGUUGGGCUAAAGAGUAGUCUUCAACAACUGCUAUUCAUUUAAAAGUCCAUUUAUUCUGAUAGGCCUAACAUUUUCCCCAGCUUGCAAGCUUUCACUGCUCAUCAUGCUAUGACUGUAAGGACUUUUAAUUUUGUUGUUCAUUUGCUUUAUAUGUAUCAUUUAAUCAUUCAUUUUGUUACAUUUUUAGGAUUAAGGCCAUAGAUUAUACAGAGAUGUCAUCUGCAUUGCAGUGAAGGCAAAUGUGGGACGACCAAAUGAAAACAAGCUAAUUAAACCCAUGUCCUGAUA